Molecule: messenger RNA, 789 nt
Organism: Akanthomyces muscarius
Lineage: Eukaryota; Fungi; Ascomycota; Sordariomycetes; Hypocreales; Cordycipitaceae
Exons: 1
Coding region: 1-789 (262 amino acids)
Source: RefSeq, a predicted model, not a curated record
AUGACGACGUCGACCAUCACCGUGUCCACUCAAAAGACGGUCACUGUCACCGCGCCGCCCGUCACGCUGACCGAGUACAACAAUGUCACCAUCAUCCAGAACGCCACCAACUACGUCUCUGUGACGACUACUCCGCCUGCCGUCACGGUGGUAGAUGUCUUGACGACAACGAAUAAACUGACUGAAUGGGAGGAGACUUCGAUUCCGUCGGCCCCUGCAACGCCAACGAGCAACAGUCCCGCCACCACCAUUACUGCCACUACCAGAAGCGGCGAUGUUCGUCCCAAGACCCAACCGUCGGCCCCUGCAACGCCAACGAGCAACAGUCCCGCCACCACCACUACUGCCACUACCAGAAGCGGCGAUGUUCGUCCCAAGACCCAAUCGUCGGCGGACAGUGAAGUCACAACGACGUCGCGUCCCUCUUGGACGGACAGUAGCGGCUUGCAGCCCGCUGAGGCGACAGGGGCGGCCUAUUCUCGGACGGAGUCGCUCUCGACAGAAGACCAUUCUACAUCUGCCGAAACAACAGGUCAAAAGCCGCAGUUUGGUCCAGAAGUCCACGCUACAGAAAGCAGGGAUACGCCUCCGGCGACCACCAACACUUCGCCACCUUCAUCUACCUCCACCAACACUGAGAUUAUCAGUAGUUCAUCUACCUCCACCCACUCAGAGACUAGUCUGAUUCCGACCACCAACGCCACUGGAGGCACUGUAGCUAGCUCGGCCGUCGCCGCCUCGUUCUGUGCGCUUCUCGUCGCCGUCUUGUUUGUGAUCGGUCUAGUUUAG